AGAGGGAGUCGAUUCUAGACGAAGAGAUAGAUAGGCAGGCAGAAGCAGAACAAGAUAGAAAAGUUGAUAGAAACAAAACCCAAUAACUCUCAAUUUUAUUUUCAGUGCUUUUAACCAACCAACUCUCACCCAACUCAUCCACCUUUCAUCUUCCUCGCACCUUUUUUCUUCUUCUUCUUUCUUCGUCACCAGCGUCAUCGUCUCACCAGUGUGUAGAAAACAAUGGAGCUGUGCAUGGAAGCAAGGGCCUUGAAGUCAAGUUUGCGCCGAGAACUAGCCAUGAAGUCGACUCAGCAUGCUUUAAUGGAGGAGCUCUGGUGUGCUACUGCAAUUUCUGGCGUACCCAGUGAGGAUUUCUCAGUUGAUGACCUUCUUGACUUCUCUAAUAGCCAAUUCGAAAAUGGGUCUGUUGAAGAAGAACAAGAACUUGAGGAACAUGAAGAAGAAGAAGAAGAAGAAGAAGAAGAAGAAGAAGACAAAGACUCUGUUUCAGUGGACUCUGUUGAAAAUUCCAAUUCUAGCUACUUCACCACCGAGUCAACUCUGGCCAGCCAACUCGCCGUUCCGGAUGAUGAUAUAGCAGAGCUUGAAUGGGUUUCUCACUUUGUGGACGACUCUGCUUCAGAGCUUUCUCUUCUGCACCCAGUUAGCAAGCUCAAACCGGAAGCUUUAACACUGAACCGGUCUGAACCGGAGGCAAGAAGACUAGCACUAGCUCAUGAUCAAUCAACGCUUUCAUGGCUUCCCUCACAAGUCCCGGUCAAACCCAGAAGCAAACGUUUUAGACCGGCCAGUCGGCUUCGGUCAUCAGUGUGGAACCCACUUGGUGACUCACCGUCUUUAACGUCUAGUCUACCGUCUCCGUCGUCGACAUCGUCUUGCUCUUCAGGGAUGUCAUUUUCGACGCCUUGUCUUGUCCUCACCAACCCGGUUCACAAAGUGGGGGUGUUUUGGGGAGAACCGGCUGCCAAGAAGCAAAAGAGAAAACCGGCGGUUCAGACCGGUGAUGAGGUUGUAGUUGGGACUCAGAGGAGGUGCAGCCAUUGCCAGGUUCAGAAGACUCCUCAGUGGAGAACCGGUCCACUCGGACCCAAGACGCUGUGUAAUGCGUGUGGGGUUCGAUACAAGUCCGGUCGGCUGUUUCCGGAAUAUAGACCGGCGUGUAGUCCGACUUUUUCGGGGGAUGUUCACUCGAAUAGUCAUCGGAAAGUUUUGGAGAUGAGGAGGAGGAAAGAUACCGGUGAGCCGGAAUCGGGGAUGAGCAAAAUGAUUCCGGGUUUUUGACAGUUUAGAUUCGGAAAAUAGUGCUAUGCAUGAACGGGUCUGGUAGUGAACAUUUUUGUUGCUUUUAGGGAGCUUUUAGAUUUUUGCCUUUGUUUUUAGGCCUUGUAGUUUUACUCUUUUAUUUUUAGCUAUUGUAUGUUAUGUCUUAUGAACAGGCUCAAUAGGUUUGAAAUGUAAGUUGGAGGGAGGGAGUUAUAGAUAUGACUAGGGAGGUUUUUAAUUCUAUUUUGUAGGUUUGUUACUCUGUUUAGUGUUAGUUUUAUUUCGAUGGCACUU
Fragaria vesca subsp. vesca is the source of this 1560-nucleotide messenger RNA. RefSeq names its product GATA transcription factor 5-like. The record is from RefSeq and is a predicted model, not a curated record. Lineage: Eukaryota; Viridiplantae; Streptophyta; Magnoliopsida; Rosales; Rosaceae. The coding region runs from base 223 to 1284 and encodes 353 amino acids. The transcript is spliced from 3 exons. Gene Ontology annotation, biological process: positive regulation of DNA-templated transcription. Gene Ontology annotation, molecular function: sequence-specific DNA binding; zinc ion binding. Gene Ontology annotation, cellular component: nucleus.